Molecule: messenger RNA, 1973 nt
Organism: Oldenlandia corymbosa var. corymbosa
Lineage: Eukaryota; Viridiplantae; Streptophyta; Magnoliopsida; Gentianales; Rubiaceae
Source: the annotation of a GenBank genome assembly
UGGACAUCCAAAUAAGAAAUCCAAAAACGGAUCUGAAUCGACUUCAUCCAUAAUUCCAUAUUUUCUUCCCCCUAUAAAUAUCAGAAUACUCUGCAAGAAGAGCUCCUUUCUCUUAAUUGACACGGGUAUAUCUUGGCAAUCUCUACCAGAUUUCAGACUGGAAUAAUUCCCUCCAUUUCCUUUUUCGAUGGCUGACAACACCAAUUGCACUGUUUACGUUGGAAAUCUCGAUGAGAGGGUGAGUGAUAGGGUACUUUAUGACAUCCUCAUUCAAGCAGGACCAGUUGUGGACUUGUAUAUUCCACGGGAUAAAGAAACUGAGAAGCCAAAAGGUUAUGCUUUUGCUCAGUAUGAAACGGAGGAGAUAGCUGGCUACGCUGUCAAGCUGUUUUCUGGCCUUGUAGUUCUCUACAACAAGACACUUAAAUUCGCCAUAUCUGGUCAAGACAAGCCCUCAGCUAAUUCACCUGCACUGAGUUCAUCACAUAGACAAAGACCCCAUUCUUCAUCUUAUGGCGAAGUGGGAGUUUCUUCAAACUCUACCAAGCCAUCAAUGCCUAGCAGAUUUUCUGAGCACCAUUUAUAUUCUUCUCAAGAGCGUGACACACAAGGUAUGUCAUUUCAUCAUCGUAGUGGGUAUAGAUCCAAUUAUGAACACUCUAGUGGGCAUAGAUCGGAUUAUGAAGACAAAUAUGAGCACCCUAAUGGAUAUAGAUCUUAUUAUGACAAUGACCAUUAUGAGCUCUCUAAUGGAUAUAGAUCUCAUCAUGGUAACUACCAUUAUGAUUACAGUCGAAGAGUACUUUGAGACAGCUUUGGUUUGUAUUAUUGGGUAUAGGUUCGGAGAAAUGCUUCACAUGUCUCUACCAGUGUUUGUUCCUCAAUUGAGUCAUUGUGAUAUGUAGAUGCCCCUUCUUGUAUCAAGCUAUACGGUAGCAUGUAGAUCGGUGAGCACAUUAUAAGGUUAUUUCAUCGGGUGUCUAAUUUUUUAGCAGGUUUAUUAUGUUAGCCUGUUGGUUGUUGUCCAGUCAGUUUGCAAAGAGUCUUCAUUGGCAGCGACAAUUUAGCUUGAUUUCUUUCAAAGAGAGUACAAGGUUGUGGAAUUUUAGGUUCAAUGUUAUUGUUUUUCCUUUCUUUUUUUUUUUUUGAAAUGAAGCUAGAAAGGAAAAAUUCUUUCUUGCAAACCUACUUUUACCCAUUUCUAUUAUUACUUUAUGUUUUGAUGCAUUUGGAUUACUGGAUUUGUUUUUUUAUUCCCAAAGGCAGAGAAAUUGCUGCUUGUUUGGGGAGAAUGUAGUUAUCAGUUUUUACCCAGUAAAGAAAAUACAUAUUGGACUCGAACCAACUGAAUGGGUUGGACAUGAGAUCAUUGUUAGAUACCGUAUAAGUUUUGUUUUAUGAUCACUGUUGUAUAACUGUUUAGUAAUGAUUGAUGAUGUUGUAAUUACACACAUGCCAUAUUAGUCAUCCCGUUGCAGUAUAGCACUACAUAUUUUCAGUAUGUAUAUCAUUUUUCGUUUGUUGUUAAUGUGUGUUUGGCUGGUUUCCUAUCUUCUUCCUAUCUUCUUCCUAUCUUCUUCUACAUAAGGAUUCCCUAGGAUCUAAACUUGAUGCUGCUGUCUGAAUAAUUAUGGCAAACAAUCGUUGUAACUCUCAGAAGCAGACAUAUAUUCCCCCCAUUCUCUUUUAUAUGUUUUUUGUCUUGAGAAUUCAUCAAACAGAGGUUAAUGUAGUUAAAAUAUGAAAGUACAUUUUAUUUAUUGUUCAUAUAAUUCAACACAAACUAAUAAAAAUUCAUUAGGAACGCUUGAAAGAAAAGAUUAGUAGAUCAUUUGUUAUUAUCACUAUAUGUAGGAUUUGACCAUAUGUUGCUCCAUAUAACUACAUGUACAUGCAACUGACACAUUGAUUUUUUUCUAAUAAUCUUUUAUUAGUCCGGAGAUAUUCUUUGACACGGUGUUGAGUGUUCCCCC